Metarhizium robertsii ARSEF 23 is the source of this 2007-nucleotide messenger RNA. RefSeq names its product Beta-N-acetylglucosaminidase. Bases 1 to 2007 code for a protein of 668 amino acids. NCBI's taxonomy places the organism in Eukaryota, Fungi, Ascomycota, Sordariomycetes, Hypocreales, Clavicipitaceae. The transcript has a single exon. The record is from RefSeq and is a predicted model, not a curated record.
AUGUUGAAACUCUAUCGCGCCACGUGCCUUUGGCCUUUUCUCAUCGCUCUCGUCGCCUCGGGCCUCGUCUGGCCCGAUGGUGCUGCACUAGAUACCCAGGUGAUCUUGCCUGGCCGGGAUAACAGUAACGACGACAACAACAGGCAAGAUGAUCAGCAACAGAUCCCUUCCAGCUGGCCUCCUCCUCAGCAGAUCUCGAAGACUGGCGGCUGGGUCUCGCUCAACCGCGCUGUCACCAUCGUCACCGACAAUGGCACCGACGCUGCCACCAUCAAUGCUGUCAAGGCCAUCGUCUCUUCCGCUGGCGGCACAGCCACUCUCUCGUCACAGCUCUCGGGCCAUGGCACGCAGAUUUUAAUUGGGGCCGAGAAGGCAGACGGUGUUGCUGUUGCUGCCGCCAACGCGCUCACGGGAAAAUCUGCGAAUGGCCUCGCCCCCGAGGGCUACGUCCUUGCAUCGGGCAAGUACCAGAACCAGGACACCGUUGUUCUCAAUGGUGUAGAUACGCGCGGCACAUUCUACGCCGCCCAGACCCUGCGACAGCUCGUGGAUAGUCGCCAGGGGAUCCCUGGCGUCAAGGUGCGCGACUGGCCCCUUAUGCCCAUCCGUGGCUCUAUCGAGGGCUUCUACGGCGUGCCAUGGUCUCACCAGGCGCGUCUCGACCAGUAUGUCUUCUACGGCAAGCACAAGUUGAACACGUACAUCUACACACCCAAGGACGACACGCUCCUCCGCACCAACUGGCGUGACCUUUAUGACAGCAGUGGCCUUGUGCAGCUGAAGGAGCUUGUCGAGACUGCCAACGCCAACCACGUCGACUUCACAUUUGCUCUCUCGCCCGGUUUGAGUAUAUGCUACUCAUCCGACUCGGACUUCAAUGCUACCGUUGCCAAGUUUGACCAAGUCCGCGCCCUCGGCGUCCGCAGCUUCUACGUCGCUCUGGAUGACAUCCCUCUCGCAUUCCACUGUGAUUCAGAUAAGCAGAAGUGGCCCAACCAGGGCAACUGGCAUUGGCUUGCCGACGCCCAGGCUUACUAUCUCAACCGCAUCCAGAAGGACUAUGUCGAGGCGAACGGCCUCAUGGACCUCGAGACGGUCCCGACCAACUAUGCCGGCAGUGCACCGGACCCGUACAAGGGCGAGUUCGGCACCCAACUGAACAAGAAGAUUCGCAUCCAGUGGACUGGAGAAGGCGUCUUCUCAGCCAGCGUCACCGUCGAAAGCGUCGUCCGCGCCGACUCGACCUACGUCACGGACAAGCUAUUCUUCUGGGACAACUUUCCCGUCAACGACGACAAGCCCAACCGCCUGUUCCUGAACCCGCUCACGGGCCGCGAUGCCGUCCUGUACCAGCAUCUGCUCGGCUUCACCUCGAACCCGAUGGUGCAGCCGUACGCCUCCAUGGCAGCACUCGCCAACUACGCCGACUACACGUGGAACGGGCCGGCGUACAACGCAACGGCCUCCAUGGCCACGGCACUGCGGGAGCUCGUCGGCGGAAAUGACGCCGUGUACAACGCCGUUGUCGCCUUUGCCGAUCUCAACCAAAACUGGCCGUAUCGCACUCCUGCCAUCAACGCGCCCCAGCUCAGCAAGGACAUGGCCGCCUUCUGGGCCGCGCGCAACGCUUCUGCCAAACACGCCGACGGCACCCGAGCGCUGCGCGAUCGUCUCCAACUGCUCACCUCGCUGCCAGACGUGCUCCCCCGCAUGGCUGUGGAGGGAUUCGCCGCCGACGUGGCACCCUGGUCGACGCUGGCGAUGCAGUGGGCAACCGCGUGCCAGCAUUUGGUCGCCAUGCUGGACGCGCUUGACAAGGGGCAAAGGGACGAGGCUGCGAGGGAGUUUGCCGCUGCCCAGAAGUGGGUGGGCAAGACGGCGGCCAAGACGGUCACUGGCCUCGAUGGCAAGGGGCAGGUUGUGCCUAACUUUAUUACUCCAACUACCGGCGAUGGCGUGUUUGACCAGUUUCUCGCCAACGCUACUGCUGCAUAUAAGGGCCGGUAG